AAUUUCUUUCUUUCUCUCUCUCACACAGUAACACGCACUCAACAAUGGUGGAUAUAUCAGGAUUGGUGAUGAAGUUCAAAGUUCAUAUCAUAGUGAUAACGACUUUAUCUCUCUUGAUCGUGGCUCUGAUCUGUAUCGCUCCUAGUUUCGUCGAUAUAAUCGCUUAUUUCUGGCCUCUGCUCGUAUCCACGGCUCUAUUUCUAAUCGCAGUCGUCGUAUUCAGCCAAACUUCUCCGAUCGCCACCGAUUCUUCCGCCGCCGCCGAGGGAUUACUGGAUUAUGUCGCAAACACGCCUGAGGAAAUUCAAACCUACAUAUCGCCGGAACAACGAGAAGAACAAUCUCUGCCUUCUUCACAAGUAGAUCAUGAUGAUGAUGAUGAUGUUGAUGAUAGCCAAAAGUAAUAAUUUCCUUUCUCCAAAGAAAAAAAAAAUCUAAUUAAUUUAUUGUUAUUGGAAUAAAUUUGUGCUUGUCUCAAAUUACAAAUGAAUCCCUUUUGCUCGCUACUUUUUUAUUAUUAUUAUAAUUGUUCAAUAUAAGCUCAAAUUUAGGUUGUU
This is a messenger RNA of Impatiens glandulifera, 557 nucleotides long. RefSeq lists its product as uncharacterized. The record is from RefSeq and is a predicted model, not a curated record. The coding region runs from base 45 to 404 and encodes 119 amino acids. The transcript has a single exon. NCBI's taxonomy places the organism in Eukaryota, Viridiplantae, Streptophyta, Magnoliopsida, Ericales, Balsaminaceae.